AGUGGCAACGUGGCCACACCUCUAACAUCCAACUAACUACAAUUGUUAACGUUACCCUACGAUUCCUCACUCCCUAUUGUACGUUGUACACCUUACGAUCUUCACACAAGAUUAAGAUGCCGCGCCAUUACGUACCGAAAACGACGCGUGGAAGAUGGUCCAAAGAAGCCAUGGCAGAAGCAGUGAAGAGCGUCAAAGAAGGCAAACUUUCGCUGAGGAGAUCGGCGGAAUUGUACAAUGUGCCAAUUUCUAGUUUGCAAAGGAGAACGUCGGCUCCCGAAGGGAUGGAGAUAGGCAGCACGGGGAGGAAAACCGUUUUGCCUCCCGACGUAGAAGCGGCUCUGACGGAACGAUUGGUUCAUUUGUCCAAACGUGGUUUCCGCCUGACGCCGAAGAUGAUCCGACAAUACACUUAUAAAUUUGUGGUCGAUCAUAAUUUUAGGCAUAGCUUCAACGAGAAAAAGCAAAUGGCGGGAGAGGAUUGGUUUCAGCUCUUCGUCAAGAGAAAACCUCGGAUAUCAGACAGAUUAUCUAACGAUAGAGCAUCGUGCGGUAAAAUGAAAACCAGAGCUCAGCAGUUCUAUAACGAUUUGAAGAGUCUGGUGGAGGAAUUCGACUUGAGGGAUCGUCCCGAGUGCAUCUACAACCAAGACGAAAUUAUCCUACCACUUAACUAUAAACAAAAGGGUAAGAAAGAAGUAGAGAGUGGAGAAAAGGCCACGAUCAUCGGCUGCGUAAACGCUCUAGGAUCUUACAUUCCUCCGUUUAUAGUCUUCAAAGGGGUCAGGAAACGGCUCGAAUUUUCCAACAAUCUUCCCUCUGGAUCGGAAGUGCGCCUGACCAAACGUGGAUGGAUCAACGAAGAGGUAUUCCUCGAAUGGAUAGAGCAUUUUAACAAGUACAGGACACCCGGAAAGGUGGUCCUCAUUCUGGACGGACAGCAGUGUUUAUCCACUCUCAUGUGCGUGGAGAUGUGCGAGAAAAACGACAUCGAACUAUUGUUCUUGCCUCUAUACACCUCUCGAGCGCUUCAACCCAUCGAAGUGUCUUUCUUAAACCCCUUUAAAAGUAAUUAUAACCAUUUUGCAGCGCGUUGGCUAAAUUGCCAUCGCGACAAAACCAUUUCUAAGUUGACCUUCGGUGGUAUAUUCGAACAAGCUUGGAACGAAUCCGCAACUUUAGAAAAUGCAGUCAAAGGAUUCGAAGCAACGGGCAUCUAUCCCUAUAACCCCGAAGCAUUUUCGUCUCUAGCCUUUAUCCUCCCGGAACCGGUGCCACUUCAAUUAUCCACUUUCUCUACGGAUGCCCUAGUUAUGCCCUCUACUAGCACGGAGUACAUAUUACCCUGUCCACUUGAGGAAACUAACCACAAUUCGGAUGCAGCAGACACGCGGGAGGAACCAUCUGUAGACUCUUUGAGUCCUAUUGCAGAAAAGAAGUAUCUUGCAGAAGUUCUAAGUAGGAAAAGAACUGGAUCCAAAGUGGAUCCGUGGAGAAAAGGCGUAUCGAAAUCAAGAAGGGGAAGAGAAACACAAGAGAAAGCGUGCCACAGUGUGUGUUUGGACAGUAGAUGCUCCGAGGUGGAGAACUGUUUGCAGUGCCACGUUUGUCUAGAAUGGUAUCACGAGUGUUCCGAGUAUUGAAAGAAUUCCAUUCGGAUUAUUGUAAUAAAAUGAAUUUUUAAAAUAAAGUAUUUUUAAGUGGACUAAUGACAAAAUAGCACUCUUG
Molecule: messenger RNA, 1728 nt
Organism: Centruroides sculpturatus (bark scorpion)
Lineage: Eukaryota; Metazoa; Arthropoda; Arachnida; Scorpiones; Buthidae
Exons: 2
Coding region: 117-1643 (508 amino acids)
Cellular component (GO): nucleus
Molecular function (GO): DNA binding
Source: RefSeq, a predicted model, not a curated record